Molecule: messenger RNA, 1297 nt
Organism: Jatropha curcas
Lineage: Eukaryota; Viridiplantae; Streptophyta; Magnoliopsida; Malpighiales; Euphorbiaceae
Product: Translation elongation factor EF1B/ribosomal protein S6 family protein
Biological process (GO): translation
Cellular component (GO): small ribosomal subunit; ribosome
Molecular function (GO): small ribosomal subunit rRNA binding; structural constituent of ribosome
Source: RefSeq, a predicted model, not a curated record
UGGAUCUUUUAAAUCACCGAAAAACCCCUACUAUAUAUAUCUCCAGUGCCAACAGACUUAAAACAACGUUUCCUGCUCCUGGUAAAAAAACAUUCGUCAAUGGAGACACUCCUGCAUACAACGGCAACUUAUCCAAAACUUAAAAAUGUUAAUUGUAAUGGUUUUAGCUGUAACAGAACAGGAAAUGGGUAUUCUUCAAAGGGGCCAUUCAUCUCCCAAAAGCUUUCACUUGCAAAUGGGUACUCUUCAAAGGGGCCAUUCAUCUCCCAAAAGCUUUCACUUGGGUUGAGGAAAUCAGUAAUUGUUGGGGCCAAAAAGAACAGGAACAGCAAGAAGGAAGACAGUCACAGCUUCAUACCCAAACCAGAUGAGGCCACUGGACCAUUCCCCGAAGCGGUCCUGCUUAAAGAGAAAAAGGUGCAGGAAGAUGGUAAAUUUAUCCCUGAGUUCGCUGACGCUGAAGAGGAGAAGCUCUAUGAAUAUCUGAGCCUUGAGCUAGAGAGUGAAUUGAAUGCGGAGGAGCGUAUUCGCCACUAUGAAGUGGUUUAUUUAAUCCAUGAGAAGCAUGCAGAAGAGGUUGGCAAGGUCAAUGAGAAAGUUGAAGAUUUUCUAAGGGAGAAGAAAGGUAAGAUAUGGAGGCUGAAUGACUGGGGAAUGAGAAGGCUAGCAUACAAGAUAAAGAAAGCCACAAAUGCCCACUACAUUUUGAUGAAUUUUGAGAUAGAAGCUAAAUGGAUCAAUGACUUCAAGACUAUGCUAGACAAAGAUGAAAGAGUUAUUCGACACCUUGUGAUAAAGAGAGAUGAAGCUAUAACAGAGGAUUGCCCGCCUCCACUGGAGUUCCACACUUUGCGUGGGGGUAUGGAUGAUAACGACGAGGACGACGACGAAGACGACGAUUUAGAUUAUGAUGAGGAUUGGGAUGGUGAGGGUGAGAUGGAGGGCUAUGACGAUGACACGGAAGAUGGUAUUACAGUAAUUAACAGUAAUGAUAUUGAUGAUGGUAGGGAUGAUCAGAAUAAUAAAUCAAUUCCUGUAAAUGACAAAGGAGGAAGAAAUCAAAAACGAGAGAAAGUAGGCAGGUAGUUUCUUUAUAUUUCAAGCUCCUUUGCAUGGAUUGAGAGGCUCUCAGCCGAGGUUGAUGUAGUAGUUAGUGGCUCUAUAGAUUUUGCGGGUGGUUCUACAGGUUUUGUCCUUUUUCAUGUAUAAUGGGGUAGAACAAGCUCAUUUGUUAAUGGUAUUUUAUAAAACAAAUAUCUUGUCAAAUUAUUUAUAUACAAGUAUGUGUUAAUCCCUA